GCGCUUAUACUUACUCUCUUCUCUCCUCUUCCUCUGCCUAAAACCCCAUAAAUGAUUCAUAAAGAAAUAUAUCAUUUUUCUUACUCUGACAAAAGAAAAAAACUAAUCUAAACUUCCUCGAUUUAAGGGAAUCUAUAAUCUCCGGAGACAGAUUUCAUUUCUGCAUCCUCCAUUCAUCCAUUGAUUUGAAGGGUUUCUCGAAAUAGGUAACAAGUUCGAGACUUUUGCAACCGCGUGAAAACACCAAAACCAAAGUGUGUAGCUUCCGAAAAUGUGAUUUUUGAAGACAGCUCAUUACUCUGUCAACUUCAACAAUUUACUUGUUGUGUUUAAGUAUCGAAGCCGAAGCAGGUACACCCAAUAACUUGGUCUGAAAAAAAAAACACGGAGGUAUGUUUGGAAUCAAUGGUACUUUGCUUCAUCGGCUGAUUUGUCUCGGCCUCUGGUGGUCUUUGUUCGGCGGAGGAGAGACGGUGGUAAUGGCGGAGGAUGAGGCUAAAGACAGAGCGCUUAAUCAGACACCGACUUGGGCUGUUGCAGCCGUCUGCACUUUCUUCAUCGUUGUCUCCGUUGUUCUUGAGAAGCUGAUUCACAAAGUUGGAACGGUUCUAUCGGACCGGCACAAGAAAGCUCUUCUCGAUGCCUUGGAGAAGAUCAAAUCAGAGCUGAUGAUUCUUGGAUUCAUCUCUUUGCUUCUGACAUUUGGACAAAACUACAUUUUGAAGAUUUGUAUCCCUUCACAUGUUGCUCAUACGAUGCUCCCGUGCCCUGCUCCUACUGCAUGGAAAGAGGAGGAGGAUGAGAAAGGGGAAGGUCACAGGAGACUCUUGUGGUUUGAGCACAGAUUCCUAUCAGGAGAUGAACCACCUUCCAAAAGAUGCGAAGAGGGUUAUGAACAGCUUAUCUCUGCCAAGGCGCUUCAUCAGCUGCACAUCCUCAUAUUCUUCUUAGCCAUUUUACACGUUCUCUACAGCUUCUUAACCAUGAUGCUUGGGAGGCUAAAGAUGCGUGGAUGGAAGCAUUGGGAGAAAGAGACAUCUUCCCACGAUUACGAGUUUUCAACAGAUACUUCCAGAUUUAGGCUAACUCAUGAAACGUCUUUUGUAAGAGCGCACACUAGUUUCUGGACUCGGAUUCCAUUCUUUUUCUAUAUUGGAUGUUUCUUCAGACAGUUUUUCAGAUCUGUUGGGAAAACUGACUAUUUGACAUUGCGAAAUGGAUUCAUCACUGUUCAUUUUGGUCCAGGAGCUCAAUUUAACUUCCAAAAAUACAUAAAAAGAUCGUUGGAGGAGGAUUUCAAGCUGGUUGUUGGAGUCAGCCCGGUCUUGUGGGCAUCGUUUGUGCUAUUCCUACUCCUAAAUGUUGAAGGCUUCAAGGCAUUGUAUUUCGGAACUGCAUUGCCGGUUAUUAUAAUUCUAGCUGUGGGGACGAAACUUCAAGCGAUCAUGGCAAGGAUGGCUAUGGGGAUCACCGAUAAACAUGCAGUUGUUCAGGGAAUGCCGCUUGUACAAGGCAACGAUGAGUAUUUCUGGUUCCAUCGUCCCCAACUGAUUCUCCAUCUCAUCCAUUUCGCCUUGUUUCAGAACGCUUUUCAGAUUACAUAUUUCUUCUGGAUAUGGUAUUCUUUUGGAAAAGAUUCAUGCUACCAUCCUAACUUCAAGAUUGCCCUUGUAAAAGUAGCAAUAGCUGUAGGAGUAUUAUGCCUUUGCAGCUACAUCACACUCCCUCUUUAUGCACUCGUUACUCAGAUGGGUUCGCGGAUGAAGAAAUCGGUUUUCGAUGAACAAACAUCGAAAGCGCUCAAGAAAUGGAGAAUGGCUGUGAAGAAGAAGAAAGGAGGGAAAGCGAGGACCACCAAGAGACUAGGUGGAGAUGGAAGCGUGAGCCCUACGGCAUCAACGGUUAGGUCUUCUUUGUCCGUACGGUCAUUGCAGCGUUAUAAAACCACAGGACAUUCGAUGAGAUACGAAGGGCUUGAACCUGAGACAUCAUCGGAUCUAGACACUGACAACGAGGCUUUGACUCCACCUAUGUCACCAAAUGUCGAGCUUGUUGUGAAGGUUGAUCAAGAUAAGAUGGAGACCAAGACCGGUGAGACUAGCCGUGCCGGUGAAAAUCAUUCUAAAGAGUUCUCUUUUAUCAAGCCUGCACCGAGUAAAGAACCAUCGUCGUAAAGAACCGUUACUACGGAUAUAUAUUUAUUUGAAUGCAUUUGUAAAUCAAUGCCAUGGUGAAAAAGUAAAGUAUUGACGACCAUAUUAAUUAAAUUAGUGUUUUGUCUUUGCCAUUGCUAUCAUUGUCGUCCAUAAUCGGUUAUUAGAGAGAUGUGGGUUAAGAACA
Messenger RNA from Eutrema salsugineum, 2340 nucleotides. RefSeq names its product MLO-like protein 8. Lineage: Eukaryota; Viridiplantae; Streptophyta; Magnoliopsida; Brassicales; Brassicaceae. The coding region runs from base 393 to 2174 and encodes 593 amino acids. Gene Ontology annotation, biological process: defense response. Gene Ontology annotation, cellular component: membrane. The transcript is spliced from 15 exons. The record is from RefSeq and is a predicted model, not a curated record.